CUUUAUGCUACAUAAAUUGUUUUCAGUAGGUCAGAGUUUCACUUAGUCACCCAWCUCCCCUGUCCCCAGUAGAGACUCCCCCCGGACAGAGAGAUCGAUGACAUGGCGACCAAGAAAGCYGUUUUGUUCAACCUGUGGGGGGUCGUUGUUUCUCCCAGACCUGCAGAAGUUUUCCUCAAAUUCGAAGAAAACCUCAAACUCCCCAGUGGUUUUCUGAAGAAGGUGGUGACUGACAAGCACAGCGCCAUGGGACGCGCAGAGAGGGGCAAACUCACACUCUCUCAGAACCUCCCCGCCUUCACCUACCAUCAACCAAUCAUGUCAAUGCAGAGCUAUAAGGAGCCCUCCACAUUGUUGCAGAAGUUGAGGCGCACGGGGAUGCGGUAUGGAGCUCAGUUUGGCCUCUGCAUGACUCUGGAGGUUCCGCCCGCUCUCACCACAGUGGGAGUGCCUCCGAAACAGGCUCUGUGGUUGGGUGACGAUGAGGAGGGGGUGGGAGCAGCAGAGGCAGUAGGGAUGACAGCUGUUCUGGUGAAGGACCUGCCGGAAGCUCUGAAACAAGUAGAGGCCUUCACUGGAGUACAGGUCGUAACAGGGGAAAGCUACCCAGCCUCUUGCAACCCAGAGGAGGUCUCUCAUGGCUAUAUCACCAUCAAGCCCAGGGUAAAGCUGCACUAUGUGGAGAUGGGGACGGGGCCCCCAGUCAUGCUGUGUCACGGCUUCCCUGAGAGUUGGUACUCAUGGAGAUACCAGAUUCCAGCUCUAGCUGAUGCAGGGUUUAGAGUCUUAUCUCUGGACAUGAAGGGCUAUGGAGAGUCUACAGCUCCACCAGACAUAGAGGAGUACUCACAGAACAGAUCUUGCCAGGAUCUUGUGACUUUCAUGGAUAAAAUGGGUAUUCCCCAGGUGACUCUGGUUGGUCAUGAUUGGGGUGGAGUUGUGGUCUGGAACAUGGCCCGGUGUCAUCCAGAGAGAGUCAGAGCGGUAGCUUCUCUGAACACCCCUCUGUUUCCUGUGGACCCCUCCAAGGAUCCAAUGAACUUCCUGAAGACUGUGCCAAUCUUUGACUACCAGCUCUACUUCCAGGACCCCGGUGUAGCUGAAACUGAGAUGGAGAAAGACCUGGCAAGGACCUUCAAGAUCUUCUUCCGUGGCAGUGGAGAUAAGGAUAAUGUUCCUCAGAUCAACACUGCUGGAGUUUGUGCCAGAGGUGGUCUGUUCGUAGGACUACCAGACGAGAUUCCCAGGAGCUCCAUCCUCAGUGAGACUGCUCUGCAGUUCUACAUCACUCAGUUCAAAGACAAGGGAUUCAGAGGGCCGUUGAACUGGUACCGUAAUGUUGUGAGCAACUGGAAAUGGCUAUGCUCCCGACCCAGGGCUAAGCUCUUGAUGCCAGCUCUCAUGGUGACAGCUGGUAAAGAUCAUGUCCUGCUGCCUGUCUUCUCCAAGGGGAUGGAAACCAUGAUCCCCAACCUAACAAGAGGACACAUCGAAGAGUGUGGACACUGGACCCAGAUGGAAAGGCCGUCUGAGCUGAACACCAUUCUGAUCUCCUGGCUGAAAGACACUCACAACAACACUGGGGUUGCCAUGACACCCAAGCUGUGAUCAGUUACCAGGACAACGUAUUCCUCUUAGUGCACUUUGUAGUGAACUCUUGGAAUCAUCUGUUCAUUCAGAAUUAUUUCUAAAACUGUACGAUAACCCUUUUUUAAAAACCUGAAACAUUUUUCUCUUCUAAAGACACACACGAUGCACAAAUAGACAGUUACAACAGCCACGACACCUCCAGCAUGAUUGUCUCAAAACGUCCCUUUUUGAGCCGUUUCAUGAGAAAGUGCGACUGACCUUUACGUUGAGUGUACAAAAUAUAAAGGACACCUGCUCUUUCCAUGACUUAGGCCCCAUUCUACACCUGCACUGCUUGCUGUU
Salvelinus sp. IW2-2015 is the source of this 1932-nucleotide messenger RNA. NCBI's taxonomy places the organism in Eukaryota, Metazoa, Chordata, Actinopteri, Salmoniformes, Salmonidae. The record is from RefSeq and is a predicted model, not a curated record.